AUGAAAAUUCCUCCAGAAGAGAUGAGAGACAUGGAACAGAAGUUUAUCAAGGAGUUUCAAGAGUAUGUAGAACCUGAAGAAGGCUACCAGGGGUCACCGCAGCGACGAGGCCCUUCGUCUGGCCAAGAGGAUGAACACGUUUCUUUGCCGCUUGGAGAAAACGUGCUGACUCACAACCUGGGGAUUCCUGUGCUGGUGGUUUGUACAAAAUGCGACGCGGUGAGUGUAUUAGAGAAGGAGCACGAUUACAGAGAAGAACACUUCGACUUCAUUCAGUCACACAUCCGUAGAUUCUGCUUACAGUAUGGGGCUGCCUUGAUUUAUACAUCGGUUAAGGAGGAAAAGAACCUUGAUCUGUUGUAUAAGUACAUUGUACAUAAAACAUAUGGUUUCCAGUUUACCACACCUGCCUUAGUGGUAGAGAAGGAUGCAGUUUUUAUACCUGCUGGUUGGGACAACGAAAAGAAAAUCGCCAUCUUACAUGAAAACUUCACGACAGUGAAACCAGAAGAUGCGUACGAGGACUUCAUUGUAAAACCUCCUGUAAGAAAGCUAGUCCAUGACAAAGAGCUGGCAGCAGAAGAUGAACAAGUAUUUCUUAUGAAGCAGCAGUCAUUCCUUGCCAAACAGCCAGCAACGCCGACAAGAGCAUCAGAAUCUCCUGCAAGAGGCCCUGCAGGAUCCCCAAGGACUCAAGGCAGAGCUGGUCCCGCCAACGUACCCAGUGCCUCACCAAUAACAUCAGUUAAGAAACCAGAUCCAAAUAUUAAAAAUAAUGCUGCAAGCGAAGGUGUCUUGGCCAGUUUCUUUAACAGUCUCCUGAGCAAAAAGACUGGUUCUCCCGGGAGUCCUGGUGCUGGAGGAGUGCAGAGCACAGCCAAGAAAUCAGGACAAAAAACAGUUUUGACGAACGUUCAGGAGGAGUUGGACAGGAUGACCCGCAAGCCAGACUCUAUGGUAUCAACAACCUCUCCAACAGAGAACGAAGCUUGAUAGCGCAUAAAAACCCGCAUAUGUAAAUGACCAAAUAACUAUGUAUAUUGAUCUGAUAAGACCAGGAAUUUUCUGCUAUGGCAGAUGCUAUCAGUUUUCUUGGGGCAGGGGAAAUGAGCUUUACUACAUCAUUGCCUUGUCCCAGUAAAAAGUGCACAUUCAGGAAGUUUGCAUAUAAAAUCCCUCUGUAUCCGAUAACCAUUUAGAGUUUAUAUAGGGCAAUUCUUUGGGGUUGGGAGGUGCAGCUGCGUUUCCUGUCGCCGAGAGCACAGAGAAGCAAAAUGGGAGAAUUGUUAUUAAAAUACUACUACUGACUGCACACGAGGGGGGAGAGAGAGAAGUGAAAUCCUCUUGCAGAGUGACUGGAAUUGGCUACUUGUAGGUUUGCAAACGCGUUGUGUCCUUGGAGGGGGUGGUGGUGGUGGUGAAGCGGAGCAUUAAUGGGGUGAAAGAGGCCCAGGUGGGGAAUGGAGCCCUCAAAGGGGAAAGGGAUUUGGGGCAGGGAGAAACUAGAAUGUGGGGUUGGCUGGAGAGGAGCGAUGUCGUUACACCCUGUGGCUCACACGGGGAGGGGAAUAAUCACUGUUUUAAAAAGACUACUUUACGUUGGAGAAUUCCAGGCCAAACACUAAGCAUCAUGGGAAUUUAUUCUUGUUAUAAUAUAAAUCUUGUUUUAGUUUUUAAAAGCAGUCGAAGAGCGUGGGUGCCCUUUCUGGUGUAGCUGACAAAGGGAGAAACUAUAACUUGUUUAGAUCCAAGUGCCUGGCACAGUGUGUGACGUGUCUUUAGAAGGUGCUUGAACUUAUUGUGCACUGUAGUACAAACAGUCACUGUUUGGUUUUAUUUUAAAAUCAGUAGUUUGGCGAUUUGUAUUUAAUUUUAAAUCCUGUUUUCUGAUAGCUUCUGCCUUUUUUUUUUUUUUUUUAAUGCCAAGAGGCUAGCCUAUGAAGAAUGGUGGGUGACGUAUCCUUUUCCCAGAAUGAAAUGUGCUACAGAACACACUCAGUAUUUUUUUUUCUUACUUUUUUGUAACUAUUAGCUACCAAGCUAAAAGCAAUCCUGCCUUACACCUGUGGAGGUUUUUAAAAAAAAAAAAAACCACAAACUUUCAAGGCCCUAGUUCCAACCACAACUGCUGCAGGUGCAGCCAACUCCAAUUCUGACCUACAGAGUGUGAAUGUGCACGUGGUGAACACCAGGACUUGGUCUUGUUUCCGUUUCAUGUAGCAUUUCAUUUGGAAAGAAGGGUUGUGGUUGUCCCCGUCGCUCUAACGGAGCUCUGGCCGUGGUCACGUCAAACCAUCCUUCUGGAAAACAAAAACAAAACUCAACUGCUCUGGUGACUGAAAUGGCACUUUGAUUUUAUACACGGUAUUGCUUGUUUUACAUGUACACACUACCAGAAAUGAAAAAAAAUACCAAGCAUAUUCUGUGCUCUUAACGCUGAAGGGAAAAAAACCACAAUUUGAAUUAUGCAGAGUUUACUUUUUAUUGCUAUGAACUUGUUGUACUAAAUCUGAUGUCUGGAUAUAGCUGCCCUAAUAUAUAUUGUUACUUAAAUAUACAGGAUUAGAUUGACCACUAACACAGUACUGGAUGUUAACUCCAAAUCCUCUGUUACAUCAAGGGGCUGUUCUUGUAAGUCUGUCUAAACGUUAUCUAGAAAGCUAAGAGUAUUUACUUGCCUCUUUGACAAACAUUAACAUGAGUAUGUUAUUUGUGCCAGUUUUUUUUUUGUCGAAAAUAUUAUAUUUUUUCCGUUUUUUACUUUUUUUAAAAAAAAUAAACGGUAUGACCUGAAGUUACACAGUUGUUUAGCUCCCAGUUGGACUAGGACUGUGGAUGGGUGCCGUGGAUGUACCUCCUGGUGUCACGGGUGCCAGUGGGAAGUUACCACACCAGAAGUAGUGACACACUGUCCUCCUGACACCCAGAACGGAGAUCGGAGCCUGAAACAGCAAAAGCUCCACAGGAAAAUUGAAAAAGUGUCUGGUUUGAAAACCUCAGUCUUGAAACUGCAUUUUUAUUGUCAUCUAACCUGAUAAGCACUUUCUCUAGCAAUACGGCUAAAACUUAAAACUGAAGUACUUCCCAGUUCAAUAAAACUGUUAAAAUCUCCUACAAUUGAUCGAACUGCUGCCUCGUGGUAGCUUGGCAGCUUUGCAGAGAGAUGCUUCUGACAAAAGAGGAAGAGAUUGCGGUUUGUAAGCGCAAGUGAAUGCUCCUAGUUUGUGGGGAGGGGGGUGAAGUGAUGUAGCAUCCCGUGGUUGCCGAAGUCCCUGCACUUUGGUGAGCUGCACAGUUGUUAUUCUGGUGUCUUCAAGCAUUGGAACCAAAGGCCAAAUUGCAAACAGCCUUUACCUUUUUUUUUUUUUUUCAAGUGAAACUUCAUUUUCUUUGCGGAUACACUUGUAUGGUAGACUGUUUAAACUAUUAUAUGACUAUAUUUAUAUGCAUUAUAGUGACUGCAUCUGCUGUUCAUGUUUAAACUAAGAAAACAAAAGAUGAAAUGUUCGACUUGAAGCAAAUAGACAAGUUUAAAGAUUGGCCCUCCAUAAAAAUGCUGUGGUUAUGCUGCUUGAUUUUAAGUUUGCACUUUUUUUUUUAUUGGCAUUUUAAAAAAAAAACCUGUUUAAACUGAACAGAAUUUCAUAUUUUAUUUAAUUUAACUACAUUGAAAGUGACUGCUCUGUACAUCAUGAACUUAACAAUAUACAUGCUGUAAAUGAAAGUUCACUGUCCUGUAUACUAAGUUUAUUGGGUUUUUAUUUUUUUUUCCAACUUACAAUUAGGACUGCAAAUGUAUGAAACCAACCUUAGUCCAGUUGUAUGGCUUUAAGCAGGUGCAGUAUGCAGUCAUGUGGAACCUUGCUUUCUAGUGCUGGCAAAACGAGGACGUCUUUAAUUACUGGCUUCAAUAAACACGAAUCCAGACUGCUCCA
Calidris pugnax (ruff) is the source of this 3935-nucleotide messenger RNA. RefSeq names its product cytoplasmic dynein 1 light intermediate chain 2. The record is from RefSeq and is a predicted model, not a curated record. The coding region runs from base 1 to 993 and encodes 330 amino acids. Gene Ontology annotation, molecular function: dynein heavy chain binding. NCBI's taxonomy places the organism in Eukaryota, Metazoa, Chordata, Aves, Charadriiformes, Scolopacidae. The transcript is spliced from 10 exons. Gene Ontology annotation, biological process: microtubule-based movement; microtubule cytoskeleton organization. Gene Ontology annotation, cellular component: centrosome; cytoplasmic dynein complex.